CUUCUAUUUAAAGACUGCCCUGAGUCAGGAGAAGCGAGAGCUGCUGGGGAUGACAGUUGCUUCAGGCAACCCUGGGGAGGACAGGGUCGAGGGUAAAAAUCACCGGCAAGGGCCUGAGCUGGGAAGGAUAUGGAGCGGAACCGCAGUGCCGAGUGCGACAGGGCAUCUGAGACCUCCUCCUUCAUAGGGGAUGAAGAAGAGGGAGAAGAAGAGGAGGAGGAGGAAGAAGAAGAAGAAGAAGAGGAGGAGGAGGAGGAAGAAUCCGUGGACCCAGAGGAAGCUGAGGAGCUGACUAACAGUUUAAAAGAUGUUAUCCAAAGCGAAGAUGUGAAACCCAAGCUGCAGUACAUCAUGACUAACCCUUCCUUUUCUAUGGUAACAGUUCAAAGUGAAGACAGCGGGAUAACCUGGGAAACCAGCUCGAGCAGGUGUUCUACUCCCUGGGCCUCAGAAACUAGUACAACUUCUGAUCUUUACAGCAUGGAAAGUUCACCCGUAGGUUCCCCUCCAGGAAAAGUUAUCUUUAUUAUGGAUGAAGGUAAGAUUGUCCGGAAAAGGAAGCACAAACCUUCAAAUAGGGCGCCAAUAGCUAUGAGCCUGAAAGGAGGCCAGGGCAAUAAAAAACGUGACUCUUCUGGAGUGCAGAGGCAAGAACCAAGAACUGUUCUAGGAGAUGUACAGGCCUCAGUGCUGAAUGUUGAGCAGGUGGAAGCACAAGAUACAGAUGAGGAAAUGGAUGGCAAAGAAGAUGCAGAGGACGUCGUAGAAGAGCCGGUAAAACGUGCUCCAAUAAGAUCAAUAUUUAGAGAGAAUAGACUGAGGAAAGUAGGGCCAAUCCUUGGAGGGCCAGUACAAGCUAGAAUCCAGCUGUUCAACUCAAUUUUUGGAGGGACUGCGCCAGACACUGAGGCAUUGGAGAAAACCAGGAUCCAGAGAAGCAGCUCGGUUUCAGGAGAUUCUGAACAGUUCCUUGAAACAUCAGUAAAAGAAAGAUUGCAGAAGUUCCGUUCAUUUUCAGAAGCAAAACAUCUUAAACCUUUUCAGAGAAUAAGAAGCAGAAAUCUUGAAACACCAUCGGAGAGAAGAAGGGAGCAAAGACAACAACCCACAGCACGUGCAAAUCAAAGCUAUUCUUCACCAACAAUGCCUCUUGAAAAGCGGCUUACUGCUAAAGAUGAUAUUUCACCUGAAAAUAUUAAACCCACUGAAACGAAAGAUAAACCAAGCAGAUUUUCAAGCUUUGGUGGACAAAAAACUCUUCAACAUGAAGAAAGAAGAGACUCACACAAGUCUGGAGAGAGAGACUUGCUGAAGUCCUGCCCUCCUGAAGAAGCCAGGAAGCCGCAAGAUCAUUCACCUGUGGCCAAAAUACCACAGCAAACAACUUCCAUUUCAUUACAGCCUGAUGAUAAAUCAGAGAAACAAGUGCCUCUUCCCUCAGCUGAAAAUGUGAACAAGAAACCAGACCAAUCCCUGCUAAAAUCAUCAGAUCAUCUGGAUGAACCAGAUCAUCUGGAGGAACUUCAGCCCAGUUCUGCACCACAGUCUGUUUCAGACAAUUCUGUGGAUGAAUUAGAUAGGCAAAGUACUCAGCAUAUUUUGCCUGCAGCAUCUGUGUCAGACCAUCCUGAGUGGGAAGCACAGAAGUCAGCAGCUGAGUCUCACUUACCUAGUACUCCAUCAGCUAAAUCCAAAUAUUCCACUCUAUCUGAAACAAGACAGGAGGAUGUUAUUCAUCAGUCACCAGAAACUGCACAAUCUGAGCCUGAACAAGGGUUAUUACCACAUUCUGAAGAUGAAACAGAGAAGAAAGAAACUGAGUAUCCUUCAGCAACAACUGCACUGUCAGAAACAAAGCCUUCAGGUCUACUGUAUUCUGCUAAAAAGAAAGAGGAUCGAAAGAUCCCACCACUGGAAACCCAAAAUGUCCACAUAGAGAAGCAGAUGAAGUCUGAGCAAGACUUUUUAUCCUCUCUUCAGAAAACAGAGGAGGAAAGAAUCAAACUAAAACCACCUAUUCCUGAAAAGAUAGAUUCUAAAUAUUUUGGCAUUUCAUAUCCUGUUCACACAGAAACAGAAGAAACUCAGAAAACUCCAGCUAUAAAUAAAGCAUUAGAUUUGGAUCGCCCUGAUUUUUCCACUGAAAAAACCAAACAAGCAGAGAAUGUGCAAAUGGAGAUGAAGCAUCCAGAUUUCUCAUAUUUCAGCAAAAAAACUGGGGAAUCAGAGAGAACACAGAUGGAGACAGAACAUCCAGACUUCUCUUUUCCCAAGAAGGAAACAGCAGAAUUGGAGAGUGUGCAGAUGGAGGUGGAGCAUCCAGACUUUUCUUUUUCCAGGGAAGAAAUGGAGAAGUCGGAAAGUACACAACUCGAGACAGAGCACCCAGAUUUCUCAUAUUCCAGAGAAGAAACAGUGGAAUCAGAGAGUUCACAGCUGGAGAUGGAGCGUCCAGACUUCUCUUUUUCCAGGGAAGAAAUAGAGGAUUUGGAAAAGGUACAGCUGGAGACAGAACACUCAGAUUUUUCAUAUUCCAGCAAAGAAAUUGCAGAAUCAGAAAGCGGACAAUUGAAGAUGGGGCACCCAGAUUUCCCAUAUUCUAGAGAAGAAAUGGAAGAAUUGGAGAAUGCACAGGUAGAGAUGGAUCAUCCAGACUUUUCUUUUUCCAGGGAAGAAGUGGAAAAAUCAGAAAGUGCACAUAUAGAAAUGAAACACCAGGAGUUUUUAUUUUCUGGGGGAGAAACAGAAAAAGAAAAAUCUGUUCCUUUUGAACUGGAACAGCCAGAGGCUUAUUCACUUGAAGAAGCAGAGCAAGAAGAAUCAGCACAGCUCGCACAGGUAUCUUCAGAUUUAUCAUGUUUGAUGGGAGAAGCAGAGAAAGAAAACACUACAGAAAUCCAGCUGGUACAUCCAGAUAUAUUUGAUUCCACCAGAAAAGCUGAGACACAGAAAACUGGGUAUAUGGAUACAACACAUUUGGAUUUACCAUAUCCCAUGAACAAAUCAAAGCAGCAAGAACUGGCAGAAGCAGAUUUGGACAAUUCUCGUGCAUCAUAUUUUGGUGAUAAAGGAGAACAGCUGCAGCCAGUACAGCAGGAUUCACAGCCUAGAGGUAAGUUGUUUUCCUGUGCCAAGGGAGUGCAAGGAGAAACUGCUCAGCUGCACUCAGAGCACCUAGUGUUGUCACAUUCUACUGGAAAAGAACAGCGACAUAAAACCUCACAGCUGAAGGCAGAACAGCCAGAGACAUCAUAUUCCACUGGCAAAACAGAACAACAGGAAAUACUGCAACCAAUGUUGGAACAAGGAGAUUCACCAUAUUCCCAGGGAGAAACAGAACAGGAAACUGUACAAAGAGACUCAGAAGGCCCAGAGCCAUCACGUUUCCUUAGUAAAGAGCAGCAACAUGAAAAUGUACAACUAGCUUCAGAAAAUCAGGGUUUCUCAUUUACCACUGGAGAAGUAAUGCAAGAAGGAGUGGAGACAGGAUCUUUGGCAUCCUCUCAUAUGACUGACAGCACAAAGCCCUGGGAAAUGGCACAGAUGGAGCAGGAGCUUCCCCCCUGUUCCACUCCUGGUAGUCAGCAACAAGAAACACCACCACUGGAUAUGGUCCAGCCAGAUAUAUCAUACUCGUCUGGCAGAAAGGAACAACAAAAUAUAGUACAAAGAGAGCUGGAACAGCAGGAAACAGCCCAACAAAAAGCUAUGCAAAUGGAAAUGGAGUAUUCGGAUUUGUCAGAAACUUGGCAGAAAGAAGAGCUACAGGUCAUAGACCAAAUUACUUUGGCACAGCAAGAAAUAGGUGAACCAGAGUUAGUGCAUCCGUCUUUGCCAUAUUCUUCUAGUGAAAAACUACAAGAAGAAAUGCAAACAGAGCCAGCAUAUCAGGAACAGACAUUUUAUGUAAGUACAGAAAUGCAGGAGGAAAUGACACAACACAAAUCAGAGCAACCAUUUCCUUCACAUUUUACUGGCAAAACAGAGCAACAAGAAAUAGUACAUCCAGAGGUGGAACAAACGUUUUUGCCAUCUUCCAGUGGAAAAGAAGCUCCAUUGGAAAUGGAAAUGAGCUCAGAAUAUCUGGAUUUGUCAUACACCUUAAGCAAAGCUGAACAACAAGAAAUAAAGUCAAAACAUCCAACCUUACCAUUUCAUUUGAAGAAACAAGAAACUGCACCACUGGUGAUGGAACAUUCAGAUUUUUCAUGCAACAGUGGUGAACCAAAACCAGGCAACAUCUCAGAGCCUGGGUGGGGACAGUCAGAGCUCUCACACUCCAUGAGAGAAACACAACGAUCAGAACAUUUGGAUUCACCAGGAAGCCUGGGUGAAGAAGUACAAGAUGAAAGAAUGGAAGUAGAAUCUGAAUACCCAAAUUUGUCAUGUUCUGAUAGCCAAAGAAACCAGCAAGAACCUUCACAAGUGGAUUCAAAAUAUCCAGACUUACUAUUUUCCUUUAGUAAAGCCCAGGAACAAGAAGCUCAAGAGUUUGAAUCUAAGCAUCAAGAAUUGCCUGAAGUGGCCAGAAAAAGAGCUUCUCUCACAACAGCACAAAUAGACUCAAAAUAUCCAGAUUUGACACAUUCCCAUGGGAAACCAAAUGAUCCAGAAAUUGCAGCAUGGGAAAUGAAGCAUCCUGAUUUGUCACAUUCCACUGAUGAGACAAGCCAACAAGUAGUACUGUUGGAUCAGAAACAGAGAAAAAUUUCUGUUGGCAAAGAAAAGCAGAAGCAAACCACAAUACAACAGUCAGAGCAAGAAAAGCUAUCACAUACUCCUGGUAAAAUGGAACAAUUAAAACAUGCCCAGAAAGACUUGGAACAGCCAGAUUUAUCGUUUUCCAUUGGCAGGUCAGAUGAUGAAAUAGCAUCACAAGAGGCAGAGCACACUGAUGUGAUAUAUCCCCUGGACAACACAGAGGUACGACAAGGAGUCCAAGAAACAGAGCAAACCUACCCCUUUGGAAAAGCAAAGAAAACAGUUCAGCCAGAAGUGGAAAUUCCACAUUUGGCCCAUUCUGCAGGUUUGGCAAAAGAAGAAGAAUUGGCAGAACCAGGGCAGGGAGGUCGCGACUUGCCUUAUUCCCUUUCCAAAUCAGGAGGACUGCAAACUGCGCAGGUGAAACCUGAACAACCUGUUCCCUCUAUGUGUUCCAUUGACAAAGAGCAGGAAACGACUCAGCUGGGGUUGGAACAGCCAGAUGCAUUCUAUGUUCAUGACAAAACAAAGCAACUCCCACCUGCCCAGCUGGAGCUGGACCAUGCAGACUUGGCAUCCCCUGCUGACACAGUGGGUCUGCGAGGGAUGCAGCAUACAGUCUUGGUAUGCCCUAACAAGGGACAGUUUGUCAGCAGAGCAGAGCAUCCAGGAGCCGCAGAAGAGAAACUAGGAGCCCCAGAUGCAUCAUCUCAUAGUGGGAAAGUGGAGCAAAGAGAAAUGGCAAAACCACAACUGAGGCAUCCUGAUUUACCGUAUUUCAUUGAUAAAACACAAACACAAGAAGCUACACAACUGGUAUUAGGAGAUUCGGAUAUAUCACCUUGGCCAGGCAAAACAGAACAAGCACAAACUGCACAAGAGAAGCAGCCAGGCUUCUUGCAUUCUUUCAAAAAAAGUGGACAAGGCAAGAAAGCACAGCCAGAACUGGGACAUUCACAGUUAUCUUACUCUGUUAGUGAAGCAGAACAAGAAACUGCACACGCAAAAUCAAGCUGUUUAGAUUUAUCUGCUGGCAGAUUAGAACACCAUGAAAUCAUAGAAUCUGAGGCAGAAAUAGUGGAUUUAUCAUGUUCAAUUGAUGAAACACAGCAACAUCGAAUUGCUGAAGUGGAUUUGGAGUAUCCAGAUUUAUUGCAUUCCACUGGCACUGAACAAGAAGAAAAGAUUCAAUCAGAGCAGGACCAGCCAGGUGAUUUUUCAUCAUCUCUGAGCAGAGAAGAGCAAUGGGAAGAUGGAGGAAUGCAGUCAGAGCACCAUGAGCUGCAGUGCCCUAUGGGGAAAACAGAAGGCCUGGAAAAUUCUCAAGCAAGAUCAAAAUAUACAGAUUUAUCAUUCUCUGUUGGCACAGCAGAACCUCAUAAAACGACACAGGCAGAGUUGAAAGGACAUGAUUUGCUGCAGCCUUUUGUCAAAACAAAACCAUCAUGGGCUGCCCCACUGGAGUCUGAACAUCCAGAUAUCUCAGAUGCCACAGAAGUACAGAACCCUGAUUUGUCCUCUUCUGUUAUUGAAGAAAAACAACCUACACAGCUGGAGAUCAGACAGGAGAGGCGAAGCUAUACGUUAUACCCAGGAGAAACAGUACAACUGAAAUUGCAACAGCCAAUGUUUUCAAGUUCUCAUGGCACAGCAGAACAACCGUAUAGGGCCCCACUGGAAGGGGAAUUCCCAGAAUUCUUGUAUUCCUCUGGCAAAGAAGAUCAACAAGAAAUGGCAAAACAAGAAUUGGAGCAUUCAGAUUUAUCAUAUUCCACUUAUAAACAGCAGCAACAAGAAACCACACAACUUGGGUUAGGACAACGAGAGCUGUUAUCUACCCCUGGGAAUACAGAACAACCACAAACUGUUCAAAUGGAAGCAGAGCAUCAGGAGUUGCCACAUUUCACUAGCAAAACAGAACGGCAAGGAACAGGACAAACAGAGCUUGGGCAUCCAUAUUUGUCAUAUUCUAGUGACAAAACAGAGCAGCCAGCAGCUACACAGUGGAAAUCAGAGCAGCCUGUAAGACCCCAUCCCAUUGGACAAACAAAGCAACAAGGUAUGGCACAUCCAGAGUGGGAGCUUUCCAGUUCAUCAUAUUCUAUUUGUGAAACACUGUCACAAGAAGCAACACAAAUGGACUUAGAACAACAAGAUUUAACAUACGCCUUUGGUAAAACAGAUGAAAUCCAAAUUGAGCUAGGUGAACUGGAACAUACAAGUUCAUUGCAUUUUUCUGACAAAAGAGAACAAGAAAUGGUAUCACCAGAGUUGUGGCAUCCACAACUAUCUUGUCCUGUUAGAGGAGCAGAAGAGAAAGCUACACAUCGGAAACCAGACUAUCCAGAUGUGUCCUAUUCUACUGGUCAACAGGAGUGCCAUGAAAUUGAACAACCAAAGGUGGAAGAAAUGGAUAUAUCCUAUCCAGCUGGCAAUUCAGAGCACUUGAAACCUUGCCAAGAAGUACUGCAACAGCAAGAGCUUUUGGAGUCCUUCAGCAAAGUAGAGGAAAAGGGAAUGGCCAAGCCUGGCUUUUUGCAGUCCCUUGGUGAAGAAAAGCAAAAACCAGCUUCACAGCUGGACUUAGUGCAACCAGGUUUAUCACAUUCACUUGCCAAACAAGAAGAACAGAAAACCACACAACCAGGGUUUGUACCUUCUGAUUUUUCGUAUUCCACAGGAAAAUCAGAGCAGUCACAAACAGAAGAGCUAAAAUCAGAAUGUCCAGAUUUCUCAUAUCCUCUUGGCAAGGAGGAAACUCAUGGAAUGAAGCCACCAGAUUUAUUGCACUCUUAUGCCAAAGAAGAGCAACCACAGACUGCCCAGCUGGAACAUCCAGAGACACUGUAUUUCACGGGUAAAACACAGCAGAGGGAUGGGGCCCAAGCUGAACCGCAGAGCAUUAAUUUGCGGUACUCUGUUGUUGAAACAGAGCAACCAGAAAAAACUUCUGUAUCAUAUACCUCUGGCAGCAUUAAGGAGCUUGAAACUGCAAAACUUGACUUUGAGCGAUUGGGUUUAUUAAGUUCUACUGACAAAGUAGAAAAGCAUGAAAUGGCCCUACUGAGAGCAGGACAUUCAGAGAAGCAAGACAGUGGGCUUCCUUCAUUUCUAACUGCUCAGGUGGAAACUGAACAACAAGAUUUCUCCUUUUGCACUGAGGAAGCAAAGAGUCAAAAUAUUCAACUGUAUUCAUCUCUUACUGAACAGACAGUGCCUUUGGGUGUUUCACAUUCUGCCUCUGAAACAAAACCAGAAGGAAGUCCAAAGUCUUCAUCUGUAACUGGAGACCUGUCCCCCAAGCACUUAGAUUUAUCUUACACCCAUUGUAAAAAAGAGCAGUCAGAAACUGCUCAGCCUGAGUCAGGCUUCUUCUUUGUAAGAAAAGAAACAAAGAAUAUAAAAAAUGAACAACAUUUGCCUUUGGCUGCACAGUCAGAGGCUGAACAUGUAAAUUUACCUGCAAUGGAGAGAGAACAGCCUCCACACUACUUCCAUACAUCUAUGCAAUUAGAAUCUGAACAGUUAAAUUUACCAUAUUCUACAGAUAAACCAGAAACUCCAGAAAGUCAAGAUUAUUUAACUGUACCUUCAAAAAUGGAGUCUGGACCUCCAGGUCCAUUUUAUUCAGCUGAUGAAACAUCUCAGCAAGAAAUUCCACCUUAUUCAAAACCAGCCUCUGAGUAUUUGGUUCCCACAUGGUCCCUUGCUGAACAAGAAAAGCAAAGCAUGCAGCCAGUUAUUUCACAGUCUGCACAAUCAGAGUGUAAACAUGUAAUUCCACCACAUGAUGAACAAGAACUGCAGAAAACUCAGCUCUAUUCACCUAAACCAUCAAGCCUGCAGACAGUGCAGUUGGAGAGUACAUCUCUAACACACACACAAGGCCAAGAUGAGCAACAACCUCAAGACAGUUUGUUGGACCCAAAAUAUUUGUCAUCAGAGCAGCUAACAAAUCCCCCUGAAUUCCCUACUGAGCAAGAUAAGCAAGAAAUGCAACCUGAUGUGCAGACAGUGCCAAGGUUGGUGACCAUGAAGUCAAAGGUAACUGCUGUAACAGACCAGCAAGCAGUGUUAUCAGAGUCAUUUGUACCUUUUCAAAAAUUACCUGAAAAGUCAGUAUCAGUGGCUUUCACUGAUGAUGAAGAGAAACAAAAUAUUCCAUCUUUAUCUGAGGUAGUAGGCAUGCUUGGAAAGCAAUCUAACACACUUUCAGGCAUUUAUACUGAAGGAGAGUAUAGACAUGAAACGCAACAAUAUUUUGCAGACCAAAAGCAUGCAUCCUUAGAGUAUCUGGGAGCUGCUUCAUCAGAUCUUGCGAAUGAAACUGUGACACAAAAAACUCAGCGUUAUUAUGAGGGAAGCCUUUCUUCAGCAGAGAGGAAGUCCAUUAGCUCUAGUUCUGAUGAAAAGCAGGAGCCAGAUACUCCGUCCUUUGGUCUAGCUAGCUGGCUGGCAGCAGAGGUGAAGGCUCGCUCAAUUAGUCCAGUAAGAGCUGCAGAAGUAGACAGGAGAGAAGAUCAGCUUUCUCCAAAUGAAACUUCUGAUCUUGGAUUGAAACAAUUCCCAGCUGGAAGUUGCACAGAACUUACAGUUCAUGGUGCUACAAAGAAUACAGGACAUAUGUUUAGAGUUUCUAGUUCUGUGUCAAGUGCAAUUCCCUACAGAAUGUCCUCAGACACUAAUCACAGAACACAGCGGUAUGAUCUACCAUUUCUGGUGGGAGAUAAUCCAGGUCCAGAUAAAGUUCCAGAGCAUGAAACUAGUACUGGGACCCCUGCAAAAAUGGAAGCAAUGGAACAUCCAGAGGUAGACACUGUAUCUGAAGUGCCUGAACAUUACCUGAAAGAAGAGGAAGAAAUGGAGCAAGCAAGUGUUUUAGAAGGCAGGCAGCAUGCUCCAGAGACUACUGAACAAAAAGAUUUGUUUAAUAUCAUUUCAGAAGGUUAUGAAAUACUCAAUAUUCAUGUUCCUACACAUAUUUCUUCUAUUGAUCAAGAAGAAAGUAAAUGCAUGCCAGAUAAACUAGAAUACUUAGAAACAAAUCCUUCAUUUAAAAGAAAAGUGGCUGAUGAUAGCCAUAGAGCCCAAGCUUCUGGGACAACCACAGAAAUUUCAGAAAGUUCAGUAUUGGGAAAACCUGCAAGCCAUGAACCAAAAGAAUUGGUGAAGAAUGAUGAUGUUGAAGGAACUGAAGAAACACAAGAAAAUCCCAUGUUGCCAGAAAACAAUGAUUAUGCAGUGUUGGAUCCUAAUAAUAGUAUGGCUGAUAUGGAUUAUUUUGAAAAAUAUACUUUGAUUGAUGACAAAUCCCCAAUUAAGCCACAUUUUGAAAGGCCAAGGUCAUUGUUUCCUGUGACAGAAGAUCCCAAUGAAGCUGUGGAAGAAACUACGUCUUUUAAAGAAAGCACUGAGGGAGAUACUUUGGAAGAGGAGUUUUCCUUACUUGAGGAUCUGGAUGAAGUCUUCUAUGGUACGGUGAAGGGAGAAAGCAAAAUUCAGUCUUAUGCAGAUGUUUCAAAUCCUUUACCUCUACAGAAAUCAGUUGAUACUAGCACCAAAAGUGCUGCAACUUUAGAAGAUGAACGGAAGUCACCAGGGACCCCGCUCUUUGAUUCAGAAGAAGGAGUGCUAGAAAAAUCUCUGUUGUUCCCUACCACUGUUGCUGCAGUUAAUCCAGAGCUUUUAGAGGAGCCACCUGCUCUGUCAUUUUUAUAUAAGGACCUCUAUGCAGAAGCAGUAGGAGAAAAGACAAAGGAUGAGACUCCCUCUGAUGAGGAAAGUGGUAAUUCUAACGCAUCUUUCCCUAGUAGAAAUUCAGACACAGAUGAUGGAACAGGAAUAUAUUUUGAAAAAUACAUUCUUAAAGAUGAAAUUCCAAGCAAGGCCACAGGGCCUGAAAAAGAUCAGAUGCCAGAGGAUGAAUCCUUUAGUGGAGGAAUUUCAGUUCAGAUUCCUGAGGACAAACACAAACAGGGUCCUGGUAAUUUUGAGCAUGUCAGAACUGAGGUUCUGCCUGAAAUGAGUGUUAUGGAGAGAGGGAACGUCCAGGUUGACAGUGACAUUAAAGCAACAAUUUGCAAACCAAUGCAUGCCAUUCCUUUUGGAAGCAGCGUAGCUCUUUCAGUUGCAAGAACUGACAUGAGUGAACAAAGAGAAGAAAAUGUACCUGUAGAAACAACUGAGGAGCUGCCAGAGCAAUCAAGUCAUCAAGUGUAUGGUCAACCAGCAGAUUAUCAGGGAGCUACAUAUCAAGAAGCUGGUAAUAAGCAGGAACAACAGCACAACGUACCAGCAGUUCCUCAGAUGGAAAAAUAUGUCCCUUUUGUCAGGGCUCCUGUUGAAGACAGUGAACAUGAUCAAUAUACUCAAGAAAAUCUUUCCUGUGUCCCUACCAUUCAGCAAACAGAGAAACCAAACAUUCAGGAAAGAGAGGAGCAGCACCCUGACGUUUAUGAAGAUCUUGCUGAGUCAAUGGACUAUGAUGUAAUUACCCAAGAAGAACUUCUGCAAGAUGAAAUAUCAUCUCAGUUAACACAUGAGGAGCUACUGUUUGAAGACAGGGACUCCUUUGAGCAUGCUGGUGAUAGUUAUGAGUUUGUUGAUGAACCAGAGCAAAGAACACCUGUUGAACUUGAAGAUUCAGGCUUUGUGGUGAUGUACCCUGAAAAAUCAGCAACAAACAUUCCUCAAGUUGAAAGCCCACAAAGAGAACUAAAGAAAGUGCAAGCAGACACAUAUUGUUACCACUGCAAAUGCCCAAUAUCUGCUAUUGACAAGCUUUUUGGAGAACAUAAAGACCAUGAAGUUACAACACUAGAUGAUGCUGCAACCAAGAUGAAGGAUCAGUUAAGUGAAUUGCUGGUAGCACUGGAAGAAAAGUCAAUGAAGAUUGAAGAGUUUGUGGGUGAUAUUGAAUCACUAUUUAACUCUGUUGAGGAAAAUUGUAAGAAAAAUGCAGAGUUAUUAGAAAAGCAGAAUGAAGAGAUGCUUAAGAAAAUGGUAGCACAGUAUGACGAGAAGUCAGAGAACUUUGAGGAAGUGAAGAAGAUGAAAAUGGAGUACUUGUAUGAGCAGAUGGUUAACUUCCAGCAAACUGUUGAUGCAGCAAAGGAAACUUUGGAGACAACAGUAAAAGAAAUGGAAGAGCUAGAUGGAUUUGUUUUCCUCAAUUCAUCUAAAGAAUUAAAUAAAAGGUUACUUUGCGCAAUGGAUACCACCCUCUCCUUAGAAAAGGUGCCCAGUGCUUUUUCACUGUUUGAGCACUACACGGAUAGUCCAGGACAAAGCAACCAGAACUCUUUAAAACAUGUGGCUGCCCCACAGACACCGACUAUCAUACCUCAGGAACCAAACUCGGCCACCAGCACCUCAGUUGCUGUCUACUGGGCUGUGAACGAUGGGGAUGCCAUUGACUGCUUCCAGGUCUACUGUAUGGAGGAGCUGCAAGCCAACAAAGAUGCAGGGGCUUUGGUGGAAGAGUACAGAGUAACAGUGAAGGAGAGCCACUGCAUUUUGGAGGAUCUGGAGCCAGAUCACUGCUACAGUGUGUGGGUCAUGGCUGUGAAUGGCACAGGCUGCAGCUUACCCAGUGAAAAAGCCAUUUUCAAAACAGCGCCCUCAGUCCCCACCAUCAAGGCAGAAGACUGCACCGUGUGCUGGGACACGGCCACUGUCCGCUGGUGCACUGGCUCGGCGUCGGUGGAGUCCUUCACGCUGGAGUACUGCCGACAGCACUCGCCAGAAGGAGAGGGUCUCAGAUCUUUUGCUGGAAUAAAGAGGCCUGAACUGAAAGUAUCCCUGGAGCCCAAUGUGAACUAUUUCUUCUACUUGAGAGCUGUCAACCCAUUUGGAACAAGCGAACAAAGUGAAGCAGCUCUCAUUUCAACUAAAGGAACUCGAUUUCGCCUGCUGAGUAACACAGCCCAUCCGGCUUUGCAAAUCUCCUCUAAUGCAACAGUGAUCCGCCUUCCUGAAAAAGCCAAAUUUACUGGGUUUCCUUCAGUCCUGGGUGAGCUGCUGCCUGCUCAGGGACAUCAUUACUGGGAAAUCAUUGUCUCUGGCUGCAGAAGGUACAGGAUUGGGAUUUCUUACAAGGCAAUAUCGCAGAGCAGCAUCCUGGGGAUGAGUGAUAUUUCUUGGUGCAUGCGGUGCUGUCCUACACAAACCAGCUUUCUUUAUAGAUUUCUUCACAGUGGUGUGAUGAGCGAUGUUCGUGUGACAGAACACCCAGCCAGGAUUGGCAUCCUGUUGGAUUACAGGGGCAGCAGACUGUUAUUCUUCAAUGCAGAGAGAGGACUCGUGCUGUUCACCGUCAGGCACAAAUUCACUGAUGCUGCUCACCCAGCCUUUGCCCUAGAGAAGGCUGGAGUGCUUACUCUGUGCACAGGGAUGGAGCUGCCGGAGUUCGUGAAGCACAGCUAAUCCCCUCCUUCACACUCUCAGGAAAGCUGACACUUAGUGUCAGGGGAGAGGGAAGGGAAGAGAGGUGCCAGGGCGGGAUGUCCAGUCUUCACUGAUGAAUGCUACACACACAGCUCUCCCCAACAUCAUCAGUUAUUGUAGUUAGUGCUCGGCCACAUAAUCACCCUGAGCCUGGCAAGAAAAUCAUGUCCUUCAGAUGGAGAAGCACCUAGUGCUAUACACAGCAGUACUUUUAAGGGGAUAAACAAGUGUUGUUAGAUAUAAGCACGAAGCAGGGGAAAUGUAUUUUCCCUGUGAAAAUAAUGAUACUGCUAGCUGUCUUUUUAAAGUGUAUGAUGAGCCUGUGUAUGAAAUAAAUGCAUUUCUCACUGCAAUA
Molecule: messenger RNA, 13501 nt
Organism: Neopsephotus bourkii (Bourke's parrot)
Lineage: Eukaryota; Metazoa; Chordata; Aves; Psittaciformes; Psittacidae
Gene: CMYA5
Product: cardiomyopathy associated 5
Exons: 13
Coding region: 130-13125 (4331 amino acids)
Molecular function (GO): protein binding
Source: RefSeq, a predicted model, not a curated record